AUGGGGCUGACUUUGUGCGCGCAGGGUUCGGACGUGGACUGGGACGACCUUUGGGAUGAGUUUGAAGAGCGGAGGUACCUGAGCGCCCGGAGGUGGAAGGGCGGCGAGGACCCAUACCGGCUCCACGCCUUUAACCAGCGGGAAAGCGAGAGGAUCCCCAGUGACCGCGCUGUCCGUGACACCCGCCAUCACAGGUGCACGACUUUGCGCUAUCGCCAGGACCUCCCGCCGACCAGCGUCAUCAUCACCUUCCACAACGAGGCCAGGUCGACCCUGCUAAGAACGAUUCGGAGCUAAAUUAAUCGAAUACCCAAAUCUCUGCACAUGAUCACUGUCAUGGAUUUUGUGGAUGACUUCAGUGAUGAUCCUGACGACUGCCGCUUGUUGGGCAAGCUCCCCAAGGUGAAGUGCUUGCGGAACGAACGGCGAGAAGGUCUGAUCCGGUCCCGAAUCCGAGGGGCAGAUGAGGCGCAAGCAGGAGUCCUGACCUUCCUCGACAGUCACUGCGAGGUGAAUAAGGACUGGCUGCUCCCUCUGCUGCAGAGGAUCAAAGAGGAUCCCACCCGAGUGGUCAGCCCCGUUAUUGACAUCAUCAACUUGGACACUUUUGCCUACGUGGCGGCUUCCUCAGACCUCAGAGGAGGUUUUGACUGGAGUCUGCAUUUCAAAUGGGAGCAGCUUACCCCAGAGCAGAAAGCAAAACGACUUGAUCCCACCGAACCCAUUAAGACUCCCAUCAUUGCCGGGGGGCUGUUUGUGAUCGACAAAUCUUGGUUCAACCACCUGGGGAAGUACGACAGUGCCAUGGACAUCUGGGGCGGGGAGAACUUUGAAAUCUCUUUCCGUGUGUGGAUGUGUGGAGGGAGCCUGGAAAUCAUCCCCUGCAGCCGCGUUGGACACGUCUUCCGGAAGAAACAUCCAUAUGUCUUUCCAGAGGGAAACGCCAAUACGUAUAUUAAAAACACCAAGCGCACUGCGGAGGUGUGGAUGGACGAAUUCAAGCGGUACUACUACGCAGCUCGUCCCGCAGCCCAAGGGAGGCCUUAUGGAAACAUCCAGAGCAGAGUGGAGCUGCGGAAGAGGUUGAAAUGCCGCAGCUUCAAGUGGUACCUGGAAAAUGUUUAUCCUGAACUUCGGAUUCCCGAGGAAUCGCUCUAUCAGACUGGGAUGAUCAGGCAAAGGCAGAGCUGCCUGGAGUCGCACAAGUCUGAAGCCCAAGAGUUCCCUGUCCUGAGCUUAAAUCCUUGCAUCAGCAGCAAAGGCACGGCAGCAUCGGCACAGGAAUGGACAUACACAUACAACCACCAAGUCCGCCAGCAGCAGCUGUGCUUGUCUGUGUACACCCUCUUCCCUGGGUCCCAAGUGCUGCUGUCCCCUUGCAAAGAAGGUGACAACAAGCAGCGAUGGGGUAAAGUUGGGUCACACAUUGAACACAUAGCUUCACGCUUCUGUUUGGACACUGAGACGAUUGGGGACACGAAUGAGAGCACCAAAGAGCUUGUCAUCAACCCUUGCGAGAGCACAGCCAUGAGUCAGCGCUGGGACAUGGUGAUGUCUUGA
Messenger RNA from Opisthocomus hoazin, 1560 nucleotides. Lineage: Eukaryota; Metazoa; Chordata; Aves; Opisthocomiformes; Opisthocomidae. The record is from RefSeq and is a predicted model, not a curated record.